CAUGUGAACCUAUAUAAGGAGCAACUGAUGACAGGCGGCGUUUCAGACAGUUACGGCCUGUACAAGCAUCAACAUCUUCAACUCGAUCCUACCACAAUGAUUUUUCCAUCCGUAGCUGUUGUACUGAUGUCGGCGUGUGUGUUCGACCCAGCCAACGGCCAGUAUGGCAUGCGGUCGCAUCCAAUUUACAUGGGAAAUCCCGGACCGGCGUCGGAGCCGAUUCCCGGGCCUUUCCUACCGGUUUUGCCGAUUGUGCCGAGGCUGUCUCCGUACACCGUGUUCCGAAUGCCACCUGUCAUCAACGCCAAUCCCGUGCCCAUUGUGUCCAACUCAUUAGCACCGGCCAAGAACCACCGUCUGGCCGACCAGUCGGAGAUGUCACAGUUCCAAUCGCAGGAUUCCGACGGCAGAUUCGUGUUCGGAUUCAACACGGCCGACCAGUCCCGAGUGGAAGCCAGAAGUGCCGACGGAACGGUCCGAGGGUCAUACAGUUACACUGACCCCAUGGGUAAACAAGUACAGGCACAAUACUGGGACACGGGAGCUGGUUUUCAUAUCACCGGCAACAAUGUAAUGUCUUCGGAUUCGGGACACAUUCAAGACACUCCCGAAGUGGAACAGGCGAGGAACGAACACUUGCAGCUCUACCAGCAGACAUUAGCGUCGAUAUUCAACAACAACAAGUUUAACGAACAGAUAAACGAGGCGGAUCAAUUCGAAGACGAUCAACGCGAUGACGGAUCGCCCCCGAAGGAAGAAAACGAGCAAGUCAUCGUUUCCACUGCCGAACCGUCGUCGGCGGCGGCUUCCAGUGCAGCUAUUGUUGCGGAUGAUGAGACCGCCCAGCAGAUAACCGCCACGAACUCCUCCACUGCUAAUGGUAAUGCUACUGCUGCUGUUUCCACUGCUACCGUUACGGCUACAACCACGACCACGACCUCCACCGAAAGGUCGGCCGUACCCAGUCAGGACGCGGAUUGGACGAAUCAAGAAUACGACGACGACACCGUCAUCGUGGAUAACCCUAAUCUGAUGCGGAUAGCCUGGAGCACCGACGGAAGUUAUAGGUACGCCAAGAGGGCCGAUUCCAGGGAUAAGAAAUCGGUGAAGAUGUUCGGCGACAGAUUGGUCCCGCUCAAGUCGUACGUCAAAAGAGUGUAACCGUGUCGCACGCUCGCUAAAAUUGAUAUUAUUAUUAUUAUUAUUGAUGCGUAUUAGGACUGUAUAGUUUAUUUUGUACUCGUACUCCGUUUGCCGAGAGAAUAGGGUUGCGCAGAAGCAAAACAGCGUUACUAACGAAUGCGCCUGCGAGGACAGGAGUAAAGCGUUUUUGUUUCUGCGCAGCCAUAGUGUUCUCUCGGCGAACAUAGUAUUAAGUCUAGCUAGAUUGUGUGUGUGUGUGUGUGUGUGUUUUUUUUUGUGUAAUCACGUUUAAGUAUCAAACCUACACAAUGUAUUUAAUCAUCAUAAUAAUAUUGUUAAGGAUUAUUGCGCUUGCUCGCGUGAGCCUUUUUUCGAGCAAGUGGAAUAUUCAAAAUUACAAUUUUUGAGAGGACGCUACACUGUACACGUUACCUGUAUUUGUACUGAUAAGAAGGUUUCCGUAGAAAAUAAAUAGAAACUCAUUUCUUGAACGGAUUGGUAUUAACUAAAAUAGCGCGUCGUUAGUUCUAUUGUUAUUUUUUGCUUACCAAAAAGUAUAGUAAACUUUGGUUGUAUAGGUCUGCGAUUAAUUUCCAUUUGCUACUUUUAAACAGCUUUUCAUUUGAUUUCAUUAAAUAUAUAUUCAAGUAUAUUUUUUUGAAAAAAGACCAGGGCGUUUUUUCCGAAUUGUAAUUGGUUUGCUUCUUCCGGUAUUAGACGUUUUAGUGCUAAUAUACCUUUGAAGUAAGUAUGUAAUAAAAUACUUUGGAGGUUACAAUAUGUAUAAAUUAUUGGAAAACAAAUCCGUAUAGCGUUCUCAUUAAAAAUGUACAUGAUAUUUUCCUAAAAUUGUAUUUAUAAUAUUUUAUAUUCGUGGAUAAGAAAAUCAAUAUUAUAUAUUUAUUUUUAAUUUUUUAAUAAGUUUGUCUAUUUUAUUUGAAAGAAAAAUAUGAUUGUUUAAAAAGAAGAGUGAAAUACCCAUUUUGUAUCUUGUAAGUAACUCAGAUGACACUUUGGUAAUUAUACAUAGAGCCAAGUUUGGUAACUGUAAUCAAACGGGAUGGGUGUGAAUUUUAAAUAAAAUAAUUGAUAGUUUUUCCACUUUAAUUAAACGUUUGAAAUUAUUAAAUUAUGCUAUAUAAUGUGCUACAAAAAUAGAUAAAGCACAACAAUUUUUGUUCACAAUUACCUCGCUUGAUCUUAAUAUACUUAAAUAAUAUUAGUGUAUUUACUCAAAAAAUGUGCACUAAUGUACAUACUUGCUUGCUUGUAACACAUCAUUUCUUUCAAAAUUGCUAUUAUUUGAAAAUAUAUCUUCUAGUAACUAGUAAGUACAUUUCAGU
This is a messenger RNA of Adelges cooleyi (spruce gall adelgid), 2486 nucleotides long. RefSeq lists its product as uncharacterized. Gene Ontology annotation, molecular function: structural constituent of chitin-based larval cuticle. The transcript has 4 exons. NCBI's taxonomy places the organism in Eukaryota, Metazoa, Arthropoda, Insecta, Hemiptera, Adelgidae. Gene Ontology annotation, cellular component: chitin-based extracellular matrix. Bases 28 to 1161 code for a protein of 377 amino acids. The record is from RefSeq and is a predicted model, not a curated record.